UCACUUUAAUAAUUACCUAUUAUUCAAGUACGUACCUUAUCUUUCUUUGCUAAGGUAACUUGAUAUCAUCUUCUCAUCGCCUCUUUCUCGUGGAGUUCCCCUCAGAAUUGAAAUAAUAUUACGAAAGGUCUAGUUCCUCUCUUUUCAUUCGCUUGGACUCUCUUGGCACAAUUUCUAAAUUCGUGUAGACCCUCGAGGCCACUGAACGGAUCUUCCUGCCACUCGCGACCUCCCCCCAACUUCUUCAAAUCCACAAAUCCACCCAAACUUCAAUUCCAGCCUCGAAAGAGCUUGCGGUCUCAACCUGUUUCACUCCGGAAUCUCUAAGCGCUUUUAUCUCUACGUCUGCGAGCUCGAAUUGACAUCACAUACUCAGCAUAUCUGGUGGUUUUGAAGCCACAGGGGUUUCGCCAUGUUGGGUCCUAAGGGUGGCAUGAAUUGGAAAGCUACAAAGGCACAGUUACCGCCUGUGAGAGCGAUAUGGGUAUUUCUUACAAGGACGCGAUUUUUACUCUGUGUAGCAUUGGCUGGUGUUGUUAUAUUACUAUGGAGAGGAAUUAGUACUUCUGCACAAGAGAUGCAAAGGUAAGCACUCUAUUAUACUCAAUCGGCACAGCCAAACAAGAGUAACAUCGCUGAUUUUGUUCCUUGGGUAAAGAUAUUAUUGUUGGGGACCUUCGAAACCGCCGAUGCAAAUGACCUUGAAUGAACAAGCCGACUGGAACGCGCAUUUACAAACACCAGUUAUCUUUAAUCAUCAUGAACCAGUGGUUGUAAAUUCGAGCACCAUUAAAAGUGUUGACCUCAAUCCCAUUCGAUCCACUACGAAAGCAAUUGCAAAUGAAGAACGCAUUUUGAUUUUGACCCCUCUCCGAGAUGCCGCGUCAUAUUUACCAAAAUACUUCGAUUUACUCUCACUCUUGUCAUACCCACAUCAUUUGAUAGAUCUUGCUUUCUUGGUUGGUGAUUCAUCCGAUGACACUCUUGCUGUUCUUGCAGCAGAACUCGACAGAGUUCAAGACGGAAAGGAAACCCCAGCAUUUAACAGUGCUUUGAUUGUUCAAAAGGACUUCGGUGCGGUUUCAGGUCAAACCGUUGAAGAACGUCACGCAUAUGUGGCACAGGCACCUCGAAGGAAGAUUAUGGCUCGUGCCAGAAACUACCUCCUCUCUACGGCAUUGAAACCGGAACAUUCAUGGGUAUACUGGAGAGAUGCAGAUAUCGUUGAUAGCCCUGAGAAGAUUAUUGAGGAUUUCAUUGCUCACGACAGAGACAUCAUUGUACCGAGUAUGGAAAUCCUUAUUUCCAUGGUACUUAUUACACUUACUGACUUGGGCAGAUGUUUGGUUCCACCGAUACCGUGAUGGGGUUGACAUUGAGGGUCGAUGUAAGUCUAGAUCAUCCCUGACAGUAUGCGGUCAAUGCUAAUCAUUUACAGUUGAUUACAACUCGUGGAUCGAAUCGGAUAAAGCACUCAAGUUGGCCUCAAAGCUUGACAAAGAUACAGUUAUUGUCGAGGGUAUGUAUUAGACUGAAGAGGUUUGCAUCACUAUGCUGACGAAUGUCCAGGUUACAAGGAAUUUGAUACUGGUCGCACUUACAUGGCUUUGAUGGGUAAUUGGAGAGAAAACAAGGAUGAGGAAGUUAAGCUUGAUGGUAUUGGAGGAGUCAACAUCAUUGUGAAGGCAGAUGUCCAUAGAUCAGGUAAUUCUGCCAGGGAUAUUGACAGGCCGUGACGCUGACGAAUCUAUAGGAAUUAACUUCCCGGCCUACGCAUUCGAAAAUCAAGCCGAGACUGAAGGUUUCGCAAAAAUGGCUAAGAGAGCAGGUUAUGAGGUUAUUGGAUUACCCAACUAUGUGGUCUGGCACAUGGACACGGAGGAGAAACCGGGUAACAAUGUUUGAGAUGGCUCUGUAUUGAGAAAUUCGUUCGGACACGUCUUAAUGCAUAUACGGAGUUUUUAAGUGAGAAAGAUAAGAAUUUUGUAUGAUUGGAUCGGAGUGGGAACCAACAUUCGGAAAGGAGGAAAAAAUGAUUCCCCCAACCUACCUUCGAAGGGGUUUUAGUACCUUUGAAAUUUCUUGUACCGAAUUUUUUCAUUCUGGGGGCUCAGGGAGUUUGAACAUUUUUCAUGAAUGAAGAUACGGGCUUGGGCUUGUUAGCAAGCAUGGUUGCAAGGACAGCAUACCACUGUAAUAGAAAAGUCCCAAUUGCGAUUUGUUUAUUCAUGAUGGUUUUACUACUGCUGUGGUGCACUGGUGGUUUAUUGGAUGAGAGACUGGGAAGAUGGGCAUAUAAUGAGAAUGAGGAAGAGAACGCAAAUGAGAACGCAAAAUGAGAGCGCAAAUGCCAGUGUGGUUGGUUGAUUGGUGGGUAGGAUGGAGUGGAGGUUGUGAAAUGUGUAAUUGUUCUAUGGAUACCUAUGGAUACCUAAUGGAUGGAUGAAUGAAUGGAUGGGUAUGCGGGAAUUCGAAGGGAAGAAAAGAAAAGCUUUAGAGGGCAGGGGCAGGCAUAGGGAUAGGGUUUGAUAGCUUAGGGUAGCUUAGCUUGGUAAUGGACGG
This is a messenger RNA of Sclerotinia trifoliorum, 2562 nucleotides long. The record is from the annotation of a GenBank genome assembly. Lineage: Eukaryota; Fungi; Ascomycota; Leotiomycetes; Helotiales; Sclerotiniaceae.